Misgurnus anguillicaudatus (oriental weatherfish) is the source of this 3828-nucleotide messenger RNA. RefSeq names its product BTB (POZ) domain containing 3a (gene btbd3a). Gene Ontology annotation, cellular component: cytosol. The record is from RefSeq and is a predicted model, not a curated record. Gene Ontology annotation, molecular function: protein binding. NCBI's taxonomy places the organism in Eukaryota, Metazoa, Chordata, Actinopteri, Cypriniformes, Cobitidae. Gene Ontology annotation, biological process: dendrite morphogenesis; cerebral cortex development; neurogenesis.
CGCGCAUGCGCACUGCAUCAGGCCGAUCCUUCGAUCAUGGAGGCUGAAUAUGUGCAAAGCAGCUGCAAACUUUCCUCAGUAAACCUUGUUCAUUAAUCAACCUUUAGUAACAACGACGAUUGAUAUUUAUCGUUGUGUGAACUCGAUUCGAGUCGUGGCGUGAUUGUGUUUUAUUGUGAUAUUUAGACGGUUGCCAGAUCCUCUGGCAUGAAAUCCUCCUGAGUAAUUGACAUGUGUUGGUAAAAUGGCCGCUGAGCUGUUUCCUACCAAAAAGCUGCCGGCUGUCUCUCCCCCCAACACUGGCACGGCUGUACAGCAGUACCAACAGCAGAACAUCAGCAACAAUAACACUAUUCAAGGAUGUAACUGGCAAGGCUUGUAUCCCAGUAUCAGAGAGAGAAACGCAGUCAUGUUCAACAACGAGUUGAUGGCUGAUAUUCACUUUGUGGUCGGGCCCCCCGGAGGAACCCAGAGAGUACCAGGACACAAGUAUGUUCUGGCUGUGGGCAGUUCAGUUUUUCAUGCAAUGUUUUACGGAGAACUGGCUGAAGAUAACGAUGAGAUCCGGAUCCCUGAUGUGGAACCAGCCUCAUUCCUGGCUAUGCUAAAGUAUAUUUACUGUGAUGAGAUUGACCUGUGUGCCGACACUGUACUUGCCACGCUGUACGCCGCCAAAAAGUACAUCGUUCCCCACUUGGCCCGUGCUUGCGUCAACUUCCUGGAGACCAGCUUGAGUGCCCGAAACGCCUGCGUCCUGCUGUCUCAAAGCUGUCUGUUUGAGGAGCCCGAUCUCACUCAGCGCUGUUGGGAGGUCAUUGACGCGCAGGCAGAACUCGCCCUCCGCUCGGAGGGAUUCUGCGACAUCGAUGCUCAGACCUUGGAGAGCAUCCUGCACCGAGAGACGCUCAACGCCAAAGAGAUGGUGGUGUUCGAAGCGGCACUGAGCUGGGCGGAAGCGGAAUGUCACAGACAGGAACUCCAGCCCACUAUAGAGAACAAACGUCUCGUUUUGGGAAAGGCGAUCUACUUGAUUCGGAUCCCUGCGAUGGCACUUGAUGAUUUUGCGAACGGCGUGGCGCAAUCCAGCGUGUUGACGCUCAACGAGACCAAUGAUAUUUUCCUGUGGUACACGGCGGCCAAGAAACCCGAGCUGAAGUUUGUCUGCAAACCACGCAAGGGCUUGACGCCGCAGAAGUGCCACAGGUUCCAGUCUUGCGCGUACCGUAGCAAUCAGUGGCGCUACCGUGGCCGCUGCGACAGCAUCCAGUUUGCGGUGGACAAACGCGUCUUCAUCGCUGGGUUCGGCUUGUACGGUUCUAGCUGUGGUUCGGCGGAGUACCAGGCCAAGAUUGAGCUGAAACGGCAGGGCGUGACGCUCGGGUUAGCCAUCAUCAAGUACUUCUCCGAUGGUUCCAGCAACACCUUCCCUGCGUUCUUCGAGUACCCGGUGCAGAUCGAACCCGACACGUUCUACACGGCGAGCGUAGUACUGGACGGAAAUGAGUUGAGUUAUUUUGGGCAGGAGGGGAUGACGGAGGUCCAGUGUGGAAAGGUGACCUUCCAAUUCCAGUGCUCGUCGGACAGUACCAACGGCACGGGCGUGCAGGGGGGGCAGAUCCCCGAACUCAUAUUUUACUCAUGAGAGCGUCCCAUUCACAAAUAGUCGAACAAUUAUUUUGUUCCUUAAUGAAGUGCUGCUCACAUUUGCACUGAGGCUACAAAAGAGCGAAUCAUAGAGAUUUUAGUACGCUGACAAUCUUUAUAGACUAUCAGUAGGGUUUGGGUCUAGGUUUCAAAAACACUACGAAUACACCAAAUGUUCGGCAACCGAAACUAUUCAAUUCGAAAAUAGCAAAAAAGCACUUGUUUCCACACAUCCGAAGUGUUUGCUGUGUUUACUCCACACACUGGUUGCUAUUUAAUUGUGUCAUCAAAUACGUUAUUGUUCGGUCUUUUCAUGUAUUCAUUCUAACACCGAAAAAGUUUUUUGCUAUUUUGGCCGAAUGCUUCCUGUUGCCGAAUCUUCAGUGCGUCCCUAGCAAACCGACAUUCAAAUCAGGUUUGAUUAUUUUUCUUCACCAAAAGCUGUUGUAUGGCAAAACAAAAGAUUCGAAACAUAACGCACAAAUGAUAUAGCGUUAAUUUUUGGGUGUACUGUUCCUUUAAGAGCAGAGAUUAUAAUUCAUCUAUGUAACUGAACAGAUCUUAAAAUCAUGCUUGUAACUUUUUUUGAUAAAAAAAGUCGCAGACGAUAAAUGUACUUGUGAUCAUGCCGCAACAUAAAAUGUUUACAUGAAUAACAUCUGGAUUGUGUAAAAUUAUACAGAUUUAGUCAAUUUUAGGAUUAUUUAGCGCUAGUAAAACUUAAAGACACAGAGACUCUUCUCACUUAAAGUCAUGUGAUUGAUAUUUAAGGACUAGGGUUCAAAUCUAAAGUGAACAAUCAUGCUUGUGAACAUAAAACUGAUCUUUGUGUGCCAUCGUAAUGAAAUGUAUUUUACUGAACUCUAUAGUAAUUGUAUACUUUUUUACUUAACAUGUGAAGCACAAUUUGUCAUACGUUUCGCUGAACAAAUUUUAUUUUUUUCUACUUACUAUUCAUGUAAUAUUUUAUUAUUUUUGUGCAACACAACAUUUACUGUAAAAGCCAUGACAUUAUGAAGGGUUUAACAAAAACUUUUUUUUGUGGUGUUUGCUAAGCAGCAAUUUACUCAUAACUUGUGACACUUGGGGUUUUAACAAACAUAACAUUUUGCACGAAUUGCGUUGCUAACACGAAUGAGAUUUUCAAUUGUAUGACUUUUCUUAAAAAAAAAAGUAAUCGGUAAAAGUGUUCAGCACACCUUGGCAUUUACCCAUAACACCCUGAGCGGUGUAGCAGUGUAUUUUUGUUGGGCAAACACCACUUAAGUUUAAAAAGUUUAAAGUCACGAUGAAAAGGAAGUAGCGAUUUUCUUAUUUUUCCUUUGGUGAUGUUUAUCUGAGUAAACCGAAUGAGAAAAAUUUGUAGGGGGGGGACUUGAAUUAGUCCAUCAAGAAUGGAUUGGAUCGUUGGAAGUUAAAUCGUGUUGCUAUUUGCUAAUCGCUGCAAUCUUUUCCUGGGCCCCGCCCUCCUCGUGACCAGAAGUAAUAUGAGGGAGGCAAAAGGUAUCAUUUCGAGGAGAUGAGAUUUGCAUUUUUUAUUAAAGGUUAUGAGGGCACAUUUUUUAAAUAAUAAAGCUCACAAGUCAUUUGUAAAAAAAUACCACAGUAUAAAAAAAUUCAAUUUCAUUGUGACUUUAAAAAUUUAGCUAUUACUGUGGUCAACAUUUGCCAAACUUGAGACUUGACUUGAGUAACAAUAUUCAAGCUCUUUCAAAUAACGUACAAUUUUAAUGUUGACGUCAAAGUCGACUUUAAUUGCACUAUUUUUCAUUACUAUCUUUUAAUUUUUACGUUUUUGUAACACUGUGGCAUAAUCUAGAUUUAUUAUACAUUCUGUUUGACUUCUAUAUCGCUACACUGUGUUUAGUAAUCCUACUCCAGGGUAAAAUCCAGUUUUCUGUCGUACUUUGUGCCUUUUUGGAUUGGGUCUAAUGGUUUCAAUGACCCGAGUGGUUCUUACGUGUACAGUUCAUGUUCCUACGAUGCAAAUUGCUUUAAGUACUGGGUGUGAUCACUGAAAUUGUAAGUGCUAAAAGUCACCGAUUCAUUCAAUUCGCACCUGUAUUUUGUUAGAUUUGGUUUCUUGUGUUAUGUAGAAAAGGAGAUACCCGUGUAAGUGCCAAGAGACUUUGAAUGUGUGAGCUGCAUUGUGUCAACAUAAAUAAAUAACUAUCUUUAACUCCA